AUGGCUGCUAUCCCAACUGCUGAAGCUUGCGACUCCAAUGCACUACUUUUGGCAACUGGUGACUUGCGAGUUCUGUACCCCAUUUUCAAGAUAUAUGGCCAGAGCCGAGCAUUCUCAGGCCCCGUUGCCACUCUCAAGGUGUUUGAGGACAAUGUGUUGGUCAGGGAGCUUCUAGAAACCAAAGGCGAAGGGAGAGUUCUUGUUAUUGAUGGAGGGGGAAGCAUGAGGUGUGCUUUGGUUGGAGGGAACCUGGGACAGUUGGCUCAAAAUAUGGGGUGGGCUGGUAUUCUAGUCGAUGGUUGCGUAAGAGAUGUAGAUGAGAUUAAUGGGUGUGAUAUAGGGGUCAGAGCCUUGGGAUCGCAUCCUAUGAAAUCCAACAAAAAGGGUGUUGGUGAGAAGCAUGGUCCGGUACACAUUGGAGGAACCUUGAUUCUUGAUGGGGAAUGGCUAUAUGCAGACAGUGAUGGCAUUCUCAUCUCAAAAUGCGAACUGUCUCUUUGA
Messenger RNA from Dovyalis caffra, 501 nucleotides. NCBI's taxonomy places the organism in Eukaryota, Viridiplantae, Streptophyta, Magnoliopsida, Malpighiales, Salicaceae. The record is from the annotation of a GenBank genome assembly.